GCCGUUAUGGGGUGAGGGAAAUGGAGCUGUUUUACCUGUUAAAUGUGUUUAGUUUGGCGAGUGUGGUGGGGUUUGCUGGAUGGUUAGUGGUUGUUGUUCUCCGGCCCUCCUCUUCUCGCGUCCCCGUCCGCCGUUUGUCCCGCCAGAGGAGUAGAGCAAGUAUGGACUCUCAGAGCUCCGACCAGGUCUACUUGGACUCUAACCUGGAGAUAACGAACUCGCAGUUCUUUGACGAGUCUGACGACGAGUCUAUGGAUGAUUUUCAGGUACAGAAAAUAUGUAGACUCGCUAAAGAUCUUUUAAGUGUAGCAGGCAGUAGACGAGUAUCGUUUGCAGAUCGAAUAUACGACAUAUCAUCCAGCGUGGCUACUACGUCCGAGAAAAGGAGAUUGUCCUGCAUUGACCUGAAAAACUCAGAUAACGGGAGUAGCAGAUAUAAUCUGUUUCAAGAAAAUAAUGGGUUGCGCAGAAGAGGUAAGAUGGGGAGGAGUGAGAGUGAUCCUGGACAUGAUUCGUGGAUACAGGACAAGUACAAGUUACCUCCCCUUAUAAACGUCACUCCCUGCGCUGAGAACGAGCUGUCAUUCGCAGAGGAGAGUACGGACCAGCGAGAAAAAAACGACGUAAACAAUGAAACUAUGAACCCUCAUAUUGUAGAAGAGUACCUGUCCCAGCACAGUACGGGAAUGCCGAGGAAACUAUCCGACCAGAGGAGAGGUUCCUUUUUGUACCGCAAUGAACCAGAUACCAGCCUCAGUAGCAGCCGCGGCCUCAGUAGGACUAGUAGCAUGUCCAGCAUACAAAACGAUAAGAACGGACUGGAUGACAUAAUCGUCACUCCAUUUGCUCAGAUACUGGCAAGACUGCGAGAAGUGCGACAUAUGAUGAACCGCCUCACUGCUCUUCCCACAGAUGAAAACAAUGAAGACGAUAGAAGAUUAACAGGGGUAGAACAACAGCAGCAGUUACUUGACGGGUUAGCUGACAUAGACUGGGUCCUAGAACAUCUCAACAAAAUAAAAGCUAGGAACAGUGUCGGAGAGAUGGCCCAAAAUAAGUUUAAGAGAAUGUUGACGAGAGAGCUGAGUCAGUUCUCAGAAACGUCCCGAUCUGGUAACCAGGUAGCGGAAUGGGUCACUAACACUUACUUUGAGAGGGGUGAAGAUGAACUUGAGCUCGAGAAAAGCAAGAACCGCAUUCCUGCAAUCUACGCCAAAAGAAUAAUUCAUCAAGCUUCGCAAGUCCUUAAGGGAAACGUACCGAAGUACGGCGUAGAGGUUGAAGAUGACGACGCGAUGGGUAUGAUGGUGGCUCAGAUAAACACUUGGAAUUUUGACAUGUUCAAAUUCUCUACAAUCAGUAAAGAUCAUCCCCUAGUGUCUAUGGCUUAUAUUAUUUUACAAUCGGAACGAAACUUGUUACGAUCCUACAACAUAGACCCAGCCACCUUUAUAAAGUACAUGUUUGUAAUAGAAGCAAACUACCACACUAAUAACCCUUACCACAACGCUACCCACGGUGCUGACGUAAUGCAGUCCUGUCACGUGUUACUGGGCUACUCCGUUGUUGAGCAAGUUUUCACGGAUCUGGAGGUGUUCGCAGCUCUGUACGCAUGUGCAAUACACGAUGUGGACCACCCUGGUCUGAGUAACCAGUUCCUCUCUAACACCAGUAACGCACUGGCUAUACUGUACAAUGACCAUGCUGUGUUGGAGAACCACCAUCUUGCUACUGCUUUUAAAUUCCUCAAGGAAGAUGAACUAAACUGGGCGUCAGGAAUGGACGACAAGCAGAGAAGCCUAUUCCGUAAGAUGGUGAUAGAUCUGGUGCUCGCUACUGACAUGUCCAAACACUUGUCGCUACUGGCAGACAUCAAGACCACGGUCGAAAGUAGCAAAGUUGCACAUCAUGGCAAGCUUGUUCUGGAGAGCUAUAAUGAAAGGAUGUUGGUACUCCAAGGAAUAGUCCACUCCUGUGACAUCAGCUCAGCUACUAAAGCUCUUCCCAUUUACAAAGCCUGGACAGAGAAGAUUAUUGAGGAGUUUUACCAGCAGGGAGAUAGAGAGAGGGAGCUGGGCCUCAAUCUUAGUCCUAUGUGCGAUAGACAGGAUCCAUCCAUAGAGAAAUCUCAGGUUGGUUUCAUCGACUACAUUGUCUUACCCCUCUGGGAAACACUAGGCGAGCUGAUGUUCCCAUAUUGUCAAGAAAUGUUAACUCAACUGAACGAGAAUAGAAUGUAUUACUUUUCCCGUAUUCCCGAAUCCCCGCGCUGCUCCAUAACAGACUCCCCCGAAUCAGACGACAGAAGCGACCUGAUAGCUUCAUCAGAAAAAAGGAAAAACAUGAGGGUGACUGUUAAUAAGGCGGACGACUGUUCAGACUUAUCAAGCAUCGACGAGGGGAUGAAACAACAAACAAUUCAGAUUGAAGUGAUUUUAACGUGAAAACCACGUGAUUAUUCAUAUUUGACGGAGUUAGGAGGUUUGUGGUGGUAGUUAAGCAGGUCCGUGGAAGUAGAUCUCAGCAGAAGAAAGGGCACAUUUUAUUAGAUCGAAUUUUUUAAUGUUUUUAACGGAUGCGUGGUACACUGGAGCCAGACCUGGAUUAAUCAGAUGCAGUGAGUCUGCACCCCUCAGCUUGGUGCUUCAACCGAGUUACGAUCUGACGGGAGUUUUUACGUAGGUCUGUACAACUACAAGAUGAUCAGCUAUUCACAUCACUGGAUACCGCGUAUUUUCGGGACCCUGCACCACAUAUGUCCUAAUGAUACUAUUCACGCAAAGACUACAAACGAGAUACUGUCGCGAGCUUGAGAUGUGAAGUAGAGAUUGCCAACUACAAAUUAUUCAGUUGAUCAAAAGAAAUUUUUAGACAGCCAAUAGAUUUGGUCAAACAACGCAAGUUUUGGUGUUCUUUAAUUGGGCAUUUGAAAAUAAUACAUCUUCCAUAACGAAUAGGAAAAAAAUAGGUACUUUUGGUCAGAUUUAGUUAAUGUUUAUGACAAGGUCAAACUCCAACUCAAAAUAUCAUGUUUGUAUUUUUCUUCGUCUUAAUCUUUAGGUGUUCCAUAUUUUGUCUAUACUUAUCAUGAGAGUACUAGUAUUAGAUGUUCCCCAGCGCAAGGGAAAACGGCGAUAUUACAUAUAUUCACAAUUAUUUUCUUGAGAGAUCGUCAAGCUAUAAAACUUUAUCAUAAAUAUGUUGACGUAUGCAUACUAUGUAUGUUUUAAUAAUGAUAAGUAAUGAAGUUUAUUAAUUUAAUUGUUAAUCGUAAUUCGUAAAGUUGAUAUUGUAUUUCAUAUAUUAUAUGUAUUUACUUGUUCCCGCCAGGAUUUAAGUUCAAGGAAAGUGUUAAGUGUAUAAGUUUAAUGUAGGAAUUUAAGUAUUUUGUAUGUAGGAAAUCAUCUCUUGAUGUCUCGCAAUUGAAUUAACAGUGAUAAUUGGUUUUGACAAAGUAUUACAGUUUCGAGCACAAAAUCACCAAAGAAUGAAAGUGAAACAUAUGAACGAAAUAAUUUUUACUUUGUUAACCAUUUUGCUCGAUCAGUUUUUGAAAAAUUUUUAAGUCCGAAUAAUUCCGAUUCCACAGUUAUGAGUUAAAAUUGUUCGAGUAAAAUUGUGCAUGGAUAGUUUGCGUAGUAUAAUUAUAAAUAAAUUAUAAUAGUGGAUCAACGGUGCUCAAUAUGGCAAUUUGCUUAUCUAUAUCCCAUAAAAAGAUGGCAACAAAUGAUUUUUUUUCUAUCAUUCCUCGAAAUUUUAGAAACUUCGAUGUAAGAAGUAAAGCGGAAUAAUUAAAUUUAAGAAUAUGUAAACGCGAAUAGAAUUGUACAGAAUGAUUCGAUUAAAGAUUCGGAAACAAUGACCUCAAAAA
Molecule: messenger RNA, 3871 nt
Organism: Bolinopsis microptera
Lineage: Eukaryota; Metazoa; Ctenophora; Tentaculata; Lobata; Bolinopsidae
Product: 3',5'-cyclic-AMP phosphodiesterase 4C-like
Exons: 17
Coding region: 21-2444 (807 amino acids)
Biological process (GO): signal transduction
Cellular component (GO): nucleus; perinuclear region of cytoplasm; cytosol
Molecular function (GO): 3',5'-cyclic-AMP phosphodiesterase activity
Source: RefSeq, a predicted model, not a curated record